Messenger RNA from Striga asiatica, 507 nucleotides. NCBI's taxonomy places the organism in Eukaryota, Viridiplantae, Streptophyta, Magnoliopsida, Lamiales, Orobanchaceae. The record is from the annotation of a GenBank genome assembly.
AUGAACUCCAAACCCAAGAUCAUAGCCAAUAUUUCAAUCCUUCUCAUGGUAAUUAUCAACCUGGAUGAAUCUCAAGCAAUCAAGAAAUGGACAAGGGAAAGCCCGUCGGCCUCACCCCAACUCUAUUUUCACAAGGAAUUCGAAAAACAUUCAACAAAAGGGAACCCAAUAGUAACCAAAAAAAUUAGCGAGGAUAAUGAUUUGAUUGAAAAAAAUUGUGUCAUUUACACUCCUCCUGUGCCCGAUGAUGACUAUGUAGAAUCACAAGGCUGUUAUGUUAACAUGGCGACACCAUACAGUAACGAUAUUGCUAAUGUCUUGUGCAGCGGAAAAAUUGAUAUUGAUAAUUUGAUGGCAAGUGAGGAGUGCAGUAUGAUUGGGAUUUUGGGUAAAGACUGCUGGUUUGGUGAAUUCAGUGAGGAUGUCAUAAAACGACAUCACUGUCAAGAGGAUUUGGAUUUGAUUAAAGACAGGGCUACGCAAAUUUAUCAUGGUUGCGUGGGAUAA